This is a messenger RNA of Esox lucius (northern pike), 6737 nucleotides long. Its product is annotated as adaptor related protein complex 3 subunit beta 2. The record is from RefSeq and is a predicted model, not a curated record. Gene Ontology annotation, biological process: vesicle-mediated transport; anterograde synaptic vesicle transport; intracellular protein transport. The transcript has 29 exons. Gene Ontology annotation, cellular component: AP-3 adaptor complex; membrane coat. The coding region runs from base 1323 to 4940 and encodes 1205 amino acids. NCBI's taxonomy places the organism in Eukaryota, Metazoa, Chordata, Actinopteri, Esociformes, Esocidae.
GUCUUUUUCUGGCUGUAAAUUAGCCCAUUCCAUUAUAGCCUCGGAGAAAGAAGGGAGAAGACAGGAAGGAAGGAGAGAGUGAGACAAAGGAAUGAGUGACUGGUAGACAUAAAGGAUUCCCGUCAUUAGGUGGAACUGUUGAUUGGGAAGCAGCAACAUCGUCACUCCGGCAAUGCUGUGAAUGCUGAGUCACGUAAGGCGCGUGAGCGAGAGAACCUGGUAACCGAGGGUAGAGAAAAAGGGGAGAAAGAUAACGUAACCGGAACGAUGCUGAGGGGGUGUAAACGAAAGCAAAAAAGUCCGGGUGAAGAAUAGGGGGACUACAGUAUUCACGAUGGAGGUAAAGAAACCGGGAACGAAAGAGCGAGUCGCAAAAGAAAAAAGAACAGACUUGGAUCGGGGUAAGCAGACAGGGAGCGAGGGAUGAAGCGCUGAGUGCAAGCGAGAUAUGAACCGAAGCAGAGUGCCGUAAAAUCGGUGUGCACACCAGAUAAAGAGAGAGAGGGAGACAGGUUGGAGUGAAGAGGAGGGAGGGGUGCUGGCAGCUAACGUGGCUGAGGAGGAGGGAGUUUGGGGGGGCUGUGCCAUCGGAGCAGAGAAACACCGGAGAUCAGCGGCAGACGCCAGACCCUCCGGAGUCAGACAGAGCUCGCUUUCCCCAGAAGAGAGGACAGACCGGAGGACUAACAGAAAGGAGCGAAGGAGCAGAACGGGGAGGAAAAUAAGGGAGGGGAACUCCAUCCACGCCUUCUUUCCUCAGCGCCUACCAGCCACUCGCUGUGCUGUGCAGUCGACUGUUGCUCGGACUCCCUCAGACAGCCUUGGUGAAGAACAGCUUACAGCUCACACAAGUGGAGCAACGGUUUAGCAGUGUGUUGUUGCGGUGUGGUUUCAGGAGAAGCUGUCAGCACUCUUCAUCAUUAAGGCUUCAUCCAAGGCAAGACCUGACGAGCAUUAUUAUUCCAUCUUUGGAGGGACGUUCACAGUGGAUGCGUAGUCAUCUAUGUUUCUAGCGGACCAUCUCAGAGGAAGAAACCAGAAGUUUGGGUUUGUUGCAUAUUCACCAAGUCUGCUUCCGGGGAAUUAAAGUAGUGUUGACAGUUGUAUCAACCUUCUCCUCCCUUUAUUCCAGGACAUCACAUCAACACCUACCACCACAUGGAAACUAUCUAAGAAGGUCUUGUGUUUUUUUGUUUUUCGGUUGGGCUACUUCUCAGAAGGAACACUGCUAUCUGCUGUAGCGAAUGAUCCAAAUAUCUUAUUUUUGUUGUUUUUCAAGAACAUAAGUUUAAAAUUAUUGGUCCCUCACUUUGUCUCUAGCUAUGACACCUAUGCAGAAACUGCUCCAGUUGCCGGUUAAUGCCAUGAACAUGGUGAAGACCGCUCAAGAUCAGAUGGGUCUUCAAGAUGAAGCCAAGAGCCCUGUGAUGUCCCCUGAUGGCGGGAACCAUAACUGGUACAACGGGGAACCCAACGACCCGCGCCAUGCCCGGUUCGGCAGCGGAGGUGGAGGCGGAGACCAGGAACAGGAGGAACGGGCCCAUUUGGAGGAAGGUGGAGGUGGCGGCAGCGGUUUAACCAGCCUCGUGACCCAGCCUUUGCGACAUGAUGACUUAAAAGAGAUGCUGGACAGCAACAAAGACUCCCUGAAGCUGGAGGCUAUGAAGAGGAUCGUGGCUAUGAUUGCCAGAGGGAAGAACGCCUCAGACCUUUUCCCAGCUGUGGUGAAAAAUGUGGCAUGCAAGAAUAUUGAGGUGAAGAAGCUAGUAUAUGUUUACCUGGUACGCUAUGCAGAGGAACAGCAGGACCUGGCUCUUCUCUCAAUCUCCACCUUUCAGCGAGGCCUGAAGGACCCCAACCAGUUGAUCAGAGCCAGUGCUCUGCGUGUUCUCUCCAGCAUCCGAGUCACCAUCAUUGUUCCCAUCAUGAUGCUGGCCAUCAAAGAGGCUGCCUCAGACAUGUCCCCCUACGUGAGGAAGACAGCCGCUCACGCCAUCCCCAAACUCUACAGCCUGGACCCAGAUCAGAAGGACUGUCUGAUUGAAGUAAUUGAGAAACUGCUGGCUGACAAAACCACGCUGGUGGCGGGCAGCGUGGUCAUGGCAUUUGAGGAGGUGUGUCCCGAGCGGAUAGACCUGAUUCAUAAGAACUACCGCAAGCUGUGUAACCUGCUGAUCGACGUGGAAGAGUGGGGUCAGGUGGUCAUCAUCAACAUGCUCACGCGCUACGCCCGCACGCAGUUCCUCAACCCCAACAUGAACGAAUCCCUUCUGGAAGAGGGUGGCGGAGAGAAGGCCUUCUACGGCUCUGACGGUGAUGAUGACGAGGAGGAAGACAAGGAUGAGAAGGACAAGAAGAAGGCUGAGGCGCCUUCUGUUGUCAAGAGGAAGCCUUAUGUCAUGGACCCCGACCACCGGCUGCUGUUGAGGAAUACCAAGCCCCUACUGCAGAGCCGAAACGCAGCAGUGGUAAUGGCUGUGGCCCAGCUGUAUUUCCACCUUGCGCCCAAAGCAGAGGUGGGCGUCAUCGCUAAGGCCCUGGUACGCCUCAUGAGGAGCCACAGUGAAGUCCAGUAUGUUGUCCUUCAGAAUGUGGCUACAAUGUCGAUUAAAAGAAGGGGAAUGUUUGAGCCUUACCUAAAGAGUUUCUACAUCCGCUCCACAGAUCCAACACAGAUUAAAGUGCUCAAGCUGGAAGUUCUGACCAAUUUGGCCAAUGAGACGAACAUAUCCACCAUCCUCAGAGAGUUUCAGACAUACAUUAAAAGCAUGGAUAAGGACUUUGUGGCGGCCACCAUCCAGGCCAUUGGCCGAUGUGCCACUAAUAUCGGGGAAGUGAGGGACACCUGUCUGAAUGGCCUGGUCCAGCUGCUCUCCAACAGGGACGAGUUGGUGGUUGCCGAGUCUGUUGUUGUGAUAAAGAAGCUACUGCAGAUGCAGCCUGAGCAACACAGCGACAUCAUCAAGCAUAUGGCCAAACUCACAGACAACAUCCAAGUACCCAUGGCACGGGCCAGUAUCCUGUGGCUGAUUGGCGAGUACUGUGAGCAUGUGCCCAAGAUCGCUCCGGACGUCUUGAGGAAGAUGGCCAAGACCUUCACCAACGAGGAAGACAUUGUCAAGCUGCAGAUCAUCAACCUGGCAGCUAAGCUGUACCUGACCAACUCCAAACAGACCAAGCUGCUAACCCAGUACGUUCUGAACCUGGCCAAGUACGACCAGAACUAUGACAUCCGCGACCGGGCGCGCUUCAUCCGCCAGCUCAUCGUGCCCACCGACAAGAGUGGCGCUCUCAGCAAGUAUGCCAAGAAGCUGUUCCUGGCCCUCAAGCCUGCACCCGUUCUGGAGUCUCCAUUUAAAGAUCGAGACCACUUCCAGCUGGGCUCGCUGUCCCACCUGCUGAACGCCAAGGCCGGCGGCUACCAGGAGCUGCCUGACUGGCCCGAGGCCGCCCCAGACCCCUCCGUGCGCAACGUGGAGGUUAUUACCCUGCUCGAAAGAGUCACAACUUUAACCAGCGUGCCCGAGUGGACAAAGUGCAGCAGCCGCGAGAAGAGGAAAGAGAAGAAGGUGGAGAAGCCGUUCUACUCCGACUCGGAAGGAGAGUCUGGACCAACGGAGUCAGCAGACAGUGCGUCAGACACAGCCAGCGACUCGGAGAGUGGCAGUGAGGAGAGCGGCUCGGGAUCUGAGAGUGAGGAGAGUGACCAGCAGUCUGAGUCCGGAAGCGAGGAAGAUGAGGAGGAGGAAGAGAGGAAGAAGAAAAAGGAGAAAAUCAAAGCAAAGAAACCGGUUCCAGAAAGUGAUAGCGAGCAGAGCAGUGAAGAGGAGGGGAAGAAGACGGAGAGUAAGAACAAACCACGCAGGGGUGGCUCGGAUACGGAAUCGGGGGAGGACAAAGAUAGUGAAACAGAGAGCAGCGAAUCGGAGGAGGAGGAGUCAGAGGAGGAGUCAGAGGAGGAGACCAAGAAGAAAAAGAAGGCAACAGUAUCCAAACCUCCUUCCAAACCACCCAAAAUAGACAACAAGAAAGAGAAGAAAGAAAUGUCUCUCCUGGAUCUAGAUGACUUUGACCCUGCCCCAUCUCUGUCCCAAGUCACGCCACUCAACAACUUUCUGUCCAGCAGUCUAGUGACAGAUCUGGAGGGUUUGUCCCUGACCGACAACGUUUUGUCCCCUACAACCAUCACCCCAUCCGGCAACCUGAAGACCUAUGAGCUUCUCCACCGCAUCACUGGAGAGGGCCUGUCGGUGGAGUAUUGCUUCAGCCGCCAGCCGUUCAGUCCCGACCCACACAUGGUGGCCGUUCAAAUCCAGUUUACCAACAGUGCCGCCUCUGAGGCCAAGAACCUUCACAUAGAGGAUGCCAAGCUGCAGUCAGGAAUGAGGAUGAAAGAGUUCCCUGAGAUUGAGACACUACCUGCGGGCGAGACUGUUAGCGUGGUGAUGGGCAUUGACUUCUGUGAUUCCACACAGGCUGCCAACUUCCAGCUCUGCACUCAUACUAGGAAGUUCUUUGUGUCGAUCCAGCCGCCAGUCGGAGAGCUGAUGAUGCCCAUCUUCAUGACCGAGAAUGAAUUCAAGAAGGAGCAAGAGACGCUGUUACAGAGUCCGGGUCAGUUGAUGGGCAUGAAUGAGAUCACGGAGAAGGUGACCCUGGGGGAGAAGUGCCAUGGUGAGCACGCUGUCAUUCAGAGAGUUACCACUGCCGCCAAUCUAAGCCGAGUCCCCUGUGGCUCAGACAAGGAGUGCAGUCCUCCUGUUCCUCUUCCCCCGUCUCCGGUUCACAGGUUCGCUGGGAAGACGGUGACCAGUGGCAGCCUUGUGCUGGUCAGUGUGGUGACCAAAGACAAUGGCGCCGCCCAGGUGACAGUCAACUGUGAGAAAAUGGUGAUCGGCACAAUGUUGGUCAAGGACAUCCUUCAGACCCUCACCCAGUGAUGAUCCCCCCAACUCUUGACCUCUUACCUUUGAACCCAGUAAAUUAUUUCCUCUCCUACGGUUUGGUUCUGUCUCCCUCGGGUCAAUCCGCUCCAGUUCCACAUACAGUGCCCCCAUAGUUUUGAUUUCUGAUACUCUGUUAGGGUAAGUGAAGGUAAAUGAUAAAAUGUAGAACCCUGGUUUCUUAUCCAUUGUUCAGGGAAUGCUCUGCAUGUGAUGCAGAUUUUAAGUUAUGAUUUUCCUUGACUUAAAGGAGACAUGACUAUCUGGAUAUAAUUGUCUUUUCUUCUUCAGUUCUGUUAAAUUUGUCUUAUAAAAUCCUACUGAAACCAAUGAAGAAUGGCAUUACUGUACAUGAUUUGGAAUUACGAUCAGUCAUGAAUCUUGUUAAUCACAACCUCAUAUUUACCAAUGUCAUGGCUGCUGUAAAGGUUCCACAUUCUCUUGUUAGCCAUAUCGAGGAAUGAAUCAUGAUGUACACUACAGCAUCUUCUAAAACAGACUGUGCGUCCUUAACUAUACUCUUGCUAUACUUUAUACAUUGUUUAAACCAAGCGCAUAUGUAGCAUGUAGAAAACACCAUGCCUUUUAUGAAAUGUGGAGAGGUACCAUUUCCCCAUUACCAGUAGUUAGGUAACAGGGUCAUAUCAUCAUGGAAUACAUUGCCGCUCCUCCAUCUAAUAUUUAUUUUGUCUGCUGAAUGUUCAACAAAGUCCCCUUUUGGAUAUUGUGUAUUGUUCUCAAUUUGUUAAUUCUCAGUAUACUUGGUAUUCUCACAGCAAUUCUGCAGUAGUUAUGUCUUCUGAUCCCAAAAAAACACAUACAGUAUUGUAUAAAACAAUAUGUUGUUUUAGAAAAUGUGAUUUUCAGUCAUGACAAUGUUGCAUCAUUAUGGCCCAUACGGCAAUUUAUUCUGUUCACAGAAUCUGUCUUAGUUUUACUGCCUUUCCAUACACUUCGAUCUAUUCUUACUGUAUUCCAUGCAUAGGAUAGCAAUACAGUAUGGAAAAUUUGAUUCUAUCUAGCUAUAAACCUGAGGCUGAAAAAAAGUUCCAAGUAAAUCUAAAUGGACUCGUAAGGAAGCUGCGCCAUCCUGUGUUGGGCACCAAUAGGUCACAGAAGAAAAUGGCCUUGCUCUGUGACGGGGAGACCUGUAUAUCUGCAAACUGCCUACAUGUGUCAUAGGUUAUGUAUUUGUUGUUUAAUUUCUUUGCCAUUGGAAGAUGAAAUUGUAUCAUCUCACCAAAGGAAUUCAAUCUAAAUGUAAAAAGCCUCAAUGACAGUUAUCACAGAUAGUUGAAGAAAAUUAAAAAGGACAGUGAUAGUACCAGUAAAUCUUUCAAGCUGAACUUAAUUUACUGAUUGAUCAUGGAGUCAAUGUUUAGAAAAGGGUGCUGGGAGUGGUUAAGUGUUGUCAUUUCAAACUCCUUUUACUACUGAUAAGCAAACAAUUUCAGGGCAUUUUUGGCUUAACUCAUACAAACACAUAUCUUGUGAAAUAAAAUAUUGGAAGUACUGCUAUUUAUGGCAGUGGCCUAUUAUUUUAUCCAGCUACCCUAAAAUACAAUGAUAAAUAACUUUACGGUAUAAAUCUUUCUCAAAAUGUCAACUUUGAAAUAUAUUGAAGAUUAAGAUAAGAGUGGAUAGAUAGAUCUUUUAAAGGUUAUUGUUAUUUAAGUGCACACUGACUUUCUCUUUCUGAUGUCAGGAUUACGGUCUAUGAUAUUAUCUGUGUGGUUGUGAAAAAUGUAUUACAGCUUUAUUUAUUAUACAAAUGAAAAUAAUAAAAUAAGAGAG